CUUACAACCUUAUAUCUUCAUUCCUUAACGGAAAAGAGGAAAACGUGGUUGUGUUUUUACUUUGGAUCACAUUUCCGGUAUAUUAACUACAGCGCUUUUGUUAAUAAUAUGCAGUCAUGUUCAUCAAAAGGCAGAGAACUACAACAUCUGUUGAGAAAAUACAUUCGCGUCAAUAUCUGUUGAGAAAAUGCAUUUGAAAAGCUAGAAUGAGUCAAGUUAUAGCAGAAAAAACAAAGAUACCUACAGUUUUCAACGUGUCCAAACAAGAGAGAGAAUAUUUAUAGAGCAUGUCGAUGUUAUGGAAGAGAAAUGUCUUAGUUGCAACACCUUUUGUAUUUCUGUAUUUUAUGUUAUGGAGUAACGUCGAGGUCAUGAAUUCUGACUACAAAACUCGGUUCUCUUCUCCAGAACAGCAAGAUAAAUAUCUUCCAGUGCAUGGGAAGUUAAAAGAGGAUCUCAACGCAUUUGAACCAGAGGCUAACGAAGAUAUUCAGACGGUUGAUUCAGAAAAUCCCAGAAUUCCUCAUAUCAUGCAUUUUAUUUUCAUAACAGGUUUAAAAGGCAAACAUGGGAUUCCUAGUAUGUAUAGAGAUAAUGUUAUGUCAUUUUUACAUUUUAAUCCGAACUGGACUUAUUAUUUCUGGUCGGAUGUAUCAGCGCGUGAGCUGAUUGCAACGCGACAGCCUGAUUUACUGUCUAUAUAUGAUAACAACCCAGACGUUGUAUACAAAGCAAAUGCCUUACGAUAUGUUUUACUUUACGAAUUUGGAGGUGUUUAUACCGAUUUAGAUAUAAAAUGUUUACGACCACUAGACCGAGCAACAAUGAAAUAUGCAUGUAUACUGACUCCAGAACCUUUCGAGCACAGCGCGAUUCUUUAUAAAAUGUCAUAUUACUUCAGUAAUGCAGUGAUACUGUGUAGACCAAAACAUCCGUUUUUCAAACAAGUGAUUGAAUCACUCCCAAAAACAGCUAAAUUGAAGGAUAGAUUGGAAGCAGAUGGAACAAAGUUCUUUACAAAGCAAUUUAGUCUUUAUAACAAGAUCCAGCCGAACGAGACCUUCAACAUUACAUCUUCUACCGAGAGUAAUUCCCCAUAUUUUUACCGAGGAGAGUCAGACCACAACGAUGCAACAUAUGUAGCAAAUACACAAUAUUUCACGAGUUCGUUUGAUUUCAGUGCAAAUUCUCAGUUUACUGUUUUCUGUAAAAAAUAUAGCUCAUACUAUGAUAUUGUUAAGCGUGGGUGUAACUUGUGGGAGAAAAGGAAAACAAACAAAACCAGAAAUCCAUUUUCUUUUACCGAUCAUAGUUGGAAGCAUAUAUACUCGAUAAUGAACACAACACAGAUGACCCCUAUACAAUAUAUUAUACCACAGAUAAAAGUAUAUAAUGCAAGUUCAGGAAUGCUAGACAUAUAAAUACUUACAUAUUAACUGCUUCCUAUUUUGUAUAUUUAUUUUGCUGGUGUUUUCUUUGCGAAAGAAACAGACAAAUACGAAAAAUUAUAGAGGCAAAAUCAUAUUAUAUUCAAUGUAAGUUAAGUUUUAAGUUUUUUGUGGGGAUCAUAGAGUCCAUUCAUCAUUUCUCCAAAACAGAAUUCUGUUUUUGUCGGUGCUUGGGGUGAGAGGGGUGUUCUAUAUUUAUUACAUCUCAUGAACAGAUCUAGUCAAACCGGGAAGAUUCCAAAGAAUUUUUAAAGUGCUUUACAAAAAAGAUUUAUGUGUGCUAUUACACAUUUACAAACCCUCAUCUGUAUACCCCAGAGAUCUUUUGUUAUGCAGAGGUAUUGCACUGGAUGUGGGUUUAUAAAAUAUAUUGCAGUAUUAUGAUUACACGCCUUAGUGGUUUGUUCGGGGUACGUUAUUUUCUGAAAUGCAUUGUGGCAUUCGACAAGGAUGUAUACUGUCACUUUCACUAUUUAUUGUAUGCAUUUGUGACCUGGCAAUAUCUUUAAAAUCCCUGCGAAUUGAUAUUCAUAUGAAUGUAUGUAUCAUGAUACGUUCUGCAUGUAUGUGCAAUUUUGUUAAAUGCUUUAAAAAAACCGUUAUUCUAACAAUGAUAUUGAAAUCAACAGUAGUAAAAAUAAUAAUUUCCUACUACCUAUUACCAGUAGCAUCUUUGUAUGUGGCAAUUGUAGAUAGCUAUGUUUAUUUAGAAUAACUUUUAGGUUGGAAUUUUAUUGCAAAGGUAGUAGUUAAAAUGCAAGUAGUGCAUUAGGGCCAUUAAGUUGAUGUAUAAAACAAAUUAUUUGAUUUUGUUAUCUGGCUCGUGAUCAGUUAUGGUCUGCCGGUUUUUGGCAUUCUUUUCUUGUAUUAAUGCAGU
Molecule: messenger RNA, 2325 nt
Organism: Mercenaria mercenaria
Lineage: Eukaryota; Metazoa; Mollusca; Bivalvia; Venerida; Veneridae
Exons: 4
Coding region: 288-1421 (377 amino acids)
Biological process (GO): mannosyl-inositol phosphorylceramide biosynthetic process
Molecular function (GO): mannosyltransferase activity
Source: RefSeq, a predicted model, not a curated record